CCGGAAGUAGGUAGCUUGCUAUUAGCUGUUAGCUUUGGUAUUCAUGCCGCGAUUAAUUUAAACGACAAAAUUUAAACAUGUCAUCACAAGCAAUCAGCGUGACAGUCGCUUACGGUUCUACGAAGCACAGCAUCACGGUCACCAGUCAGGAGGAUGGCAAGAGUCCGACUGUCAAAGACUUGUCAGAGAGUCUCACUCAGGUCACCGGAGUUCCUUCGGUCUCGCAGAAGCUCAUCUUCAAGGGGAAGUCGCUGAAGGACAUGGAGCAGACGCUGUCCAGCUACGGGAUUAAAGACGGAUGCAAACUCAUGAUGAUUGGAAAGAGGAACAGUCCCGAGGAGGAAGCCGAGCUGAAGAAGCUGAAAGAUAUUGAAAAAUCAGUGGAGCAGACAGCUAAAAAGCUGGAGAAGGUCGACGGGGAGUUGACUGGACUCAAGAAUGGUUUCCUGGCCAAAGAUCUGCAGGCUGACGCGCUGGGAAAACUGGACCACAGAGUGAAAGUCGCGGCCGAACAGUUCAUGAAGAUCCUGGAGCAGAUCGAUGCUCUGAGCGUCCCAGAGAACUUCAACGACUGUCGCAUAAAGAAAAGCGGCCUCGUGAAGACUGUCCAGGACUUCCUGGCCCAGUGUGACAAGAUGGAGGCUUGCAUAUCAGACCACCUGACAAAGAUCCAGUCUAAAAAUCUAGCCCUGGCGGAUUGAAGACAUCUUAAUACUGUCGUUAUUGCUCUGUGAGCAACUACUGUGCUGUGUGCAGAGAGCACAUCUGUUGUCUGUAUUUAUUGUUAGCGUGCUCGGUCAUUUAGCCCUCAAUGCUUGUAGAUUAUGUCAACAUGACUUUUCAUCAUGGUGUCAUCCCAGCUUUAAGAUUUACGUCAGAUUGCCAUGACAGUGAUACUCAGCGGACAACUGAGUGUGUUUAAUUAAAAGAUUUAAGUGCUCUGAAGCGGUAGUUAACUUAUUUUUACAAUAUGGCAGUCAAAAUUUUAAAACAUCACCUGUAACUUUAAUUAUAAUUUUUAAUGUGGCGAUAGUUUAAGCCUGCUUCAAAAACAAAACAAAGAAAUUAAGUAGUUUUUCUUUAUUUUAGCGUCAUACAGUGUUUGACUUAUAUUUACAUUUAUUUUUUACACAGGUAAAAUACUAUUUAAAAAUCAUCGCCUGUAGAUUUAAUACUUUUAAAGGGUGGCAGUUUGCACCUGGGACAAAUUAAUUCAGUAGUUUUACUUUAUUUUUCUUUUAUAUUACAGUGAUUAACUUGGAGUUCAAAUGCAAUUUUUGAGGUGAAUUUUGUAAAAUGCGUUUAUUAAAACAAGCAAUUAGAAGGCAAUAUUGGAAAAAAAUUAGUUUAUUUAAAAAAAGUAUUUGAGAGGUCUUUGUUUUUUUCAUCGCAAAACUAGACAACUCCAAGAAAAUAAUUUUCUUCAAAAACAGACGAGUAGAACAUUUUCAAAUCACUAUAAAAUAACAAUGAAAUAGUAAUUAGUAGUUUUACUUUUUUAGUUAUGCAGCGAACCCCCGCUAUUUGCAGGGAAUAGGGACUAAGCUCUGCCAUGAAUAGCGAAAAUCAGCAAAGAAUUGAUGCCCUCACCCCUGGGUUUGUAAUUGCUUAUAGAUGCCACAAGAUGUCGGCAAAGCACGAUGGUCUAAAUGAAGCUCCUUGUCGCUCUUCAAUAUAGUCCUUGGCUCCAAGCUGCCACAAGAUGGCAGCAAAAGCAAGCAUUAACUUUUUUUUGUUUUUUGUUUUUUUUACACUGGCAGUUAAAAAAAAUGUGACUGGCUUCAAUUAAGGUUUGGAAAUGGUGACAGCUUGAGCCCGGGACAGUAACGAAUGAAUUCAGUAAUUUAAUUUUACAGUGGUUAACUUAUUUUUGCCAUUGUCAAAAUGUGACCUAAAACAUGGCACGUGUAGUUAAUAAAGGUUUUACAAUGACAACAGUUUGAGCCUGGAACUAUGUAAUUCGUUAGUUUGACUUUAUUUUAGUUCUAUGAUAUGGUGAAGUAAAUAAUUGCUCAGAUAUACUUUUUUAAAUACUCGUAUGACAGUCAAAAUGUGACUUAAAAUGUCACCUUUGGACUGUGGAUUUCAAGGCAGUUUUGAGCCUGGAACCAAAUCAAAUUCAGUAGUUUUGCUUUCAGUUGUGGCAAUAUUCCACCUCUGUGGAGUUGUGUUAAAGUCAAAAGGUGGCUACUUGCCGAUUGUAUCAAGAAGUGCUCAAUAACUAAUAACAAUAAUCAGUCACAGUAACAGUUUUUAUUCAUGUAGUACAUACAUAUGUUGAGGUUUAUACAGAUUCUUAGUGAUGUGCAAAUGAGCAAGAAGCAGCUACAUGACAACCUCGCAGUGGGCUAUACAAAACACACGACAACGGAAAUAUACACAGGAAAAACUCCUCCGGCGGUCGGUUGGUUGCUUGCUAGCUAAUCGUCUUUGUCCUUGGCGCCGUGCUUGAGGAUGCGUGUGAACGCCACGUAGUUGAAGUUGCCCUUCUUGUCGAUGGGCGCCUCCCGGAAGAGCUCGUCCACCUCCUCGUCCGUGAACCUAUCGCCCAUGGUGGUCAGCAGCUCGCGCAGCUGCUCCUCCUGGAUCAGACCUACGCUAGUCACAAGGGACCACGUCAGCCUUGUAAAUGUAACUGACUACAUGUGUUACUAACGACCUUCACAUAGCUGUACUUUCCUUGGUUAUUUUCUGGCAACUUUUACUCCACUAAGUCUCUUCAACAAAAUGUUUACUUUUCCUCAAUAUAUUUUCCCUAACCAUCUCAAAUACUCGUUACUGAAGAAUCUAAUUAAAAAAAAUUGUUUGUUGACGACAUGCCGGCACGCCAAAACACAAAGCGGGAGAAAGUCCUGCCUGCCCAGAGCGAGGCACCCAAUUUAUCCUGAUGUUUUACUGCUCUCAUGGUGUCAAUAA
This is a messenger RNA of Phycodurus eques (leafy seadragon), 2916 nucleotides long. RefSeq names its product BCL2 associated athanogene 1 (gene bag1). The record is from RefSeq and is a predicted model, not a curated record. Gene Ontology annotation, cellular component: nucleus; cytosol; membrane. Bases 78 to 701 code for a protein of 207 amino acids. The transcript is spliced from 7 exons. Gene Ontology annotation, molecular function: adenyl-nucleotide exchange factor activity; protein-folding chaperone binding. NCBI's taxonomy places the organism in Eukaryota, Metazoa, Chordata, Actinopteri, Syngnathiformes, Syngnathidae. Gene Ontology annotation, biological process: protein stabilization.